This is a messenger RNA of Hypanus sabinus (Atlantic stingray), 1524 nucleotides long. RefSeq names its product TAFA chemokine like family member 4b (gene tafa4b). The record is from RefSeq and is a predicted model, not a curated record. Bases 287 to 712 code for a protein of 141 amino acids. Lineage: Eukaryota; Metazoa; Chordata; Chondrichthyes; Myliobatiformes; Dasyatidae. Gene Ontology annotation, molecular function: receptor ligand activity. The transcript is spliced from 6 exons.
UCGAUGCUCGACCUCACGCUUGUCUCACCCUCGGCGAGGUUGGCGCGGCUCGGUCCGGUGUGACCACCCCUCCACAGCUGGGUGUUUCCAUUCGAUGGGAUGUGUUUGAGGAUUUGCUCAGCUACGGACAGCUCACAACCGGCAGAGACCCGCCUUCGAUUCGCCAAGAUUCCAAUGAAGAGAGGCUGAGCAGAAGAGGACAGGGAUGUUGGUACAUCAGUUGGCAAUCUUGACUCGUGUCCAAUAUGUUGAAAAAGACUUAUAACUGAAAAUAAAAUCAGCAAGGAUGAAAUUCUGUGCAAGAUCGAUGCUCCUCCCACACUGGCUGUUGCUGGUCUCUGCACUAAUGCUUUGCUGUAGAUCUUUGACAGCUUCAAGUCACCACCCCCGGGGCCACUCAGGACAUCAGGUCAAACAGGGCACAUGUGAGGUUGUUGCUGUGCACCGGUGCUGCAAUAAGAACCGAAUUGAAGAACGGUCACAAACCGUGAAAUGUUCUUGUUUCCCAGGCCAGGUUGCUGGUACAACUCGGGCACAGCCUUCUUGCGUUGAAGCUUCUGUAGUGAUGCAAAAGUGGUGGUGCCACAUGGAUCCCUGCCUGGAAGGUGAAGAAUGCAAGGUUCUUCCAGAUCUUUCCGGAUGGUCCUGCAGCAGUGGCAACAAGGUUAAAACAACCAAGAUUAGCCCUUCAAGUCCAUUGCAACGUAUAUAGGAAUCAGAACACUUCACCUAUACCAAAUAUCUCUGUACAAAUGCUGCAUCUGUGUGGUAAUGGUGCCUGGGACAGAUCGGAAACAGUGAUGCUACGCUGGCAACCCUUCCGCUGCCUGAGGAGUGGCACACCAGGGAUUUCAGCUUAAACAUUGUACAUCUGUUGUAAUACAAGCAGAAUAUAUUGCAGAGUAUUUCCCAGUAAUGAAUGUUAUAGAUUUGGUAACAUCUGUGUUGAAUGUUCUGGAAUCACACUGAAGUAGUAACUAUUUAUUUCCCUACGCUUCAAUCUCAUUUUUGGAAGACUCUUCAUCAACCUUCAACAAAAUAUCAAUAUGUAAUUUGGAGUCUUAAAGAUACUGCUCACCAUGACUUCUUCCACAUACUACUAUUUAGGGAAACAAAUUUUGACCAUGGUAAUAAGAAAUUGUUCCUGUCAGGAUGUUUUGUAAUAACCAUUGUUGCUAGCCUUUGCGAAUAUUUUGUUUUUUCUAUUAUGGGAUUGCAGAAUAAUUUAUAGAGCUGAAAUGAGAAACAGUAAAAUCUGCAGUAAAAAAAACCCCAGAAUAUCCUGGAAGUAUAAAGCUGACAAGUCUGCUUUUGAAUUGUCCCACUUGUAACAUUAACUAUCUUUCUCCUUCAGAUGAUAACUGACCUGUUGUGCAGUUACAGCAUUUUUUACGCUUUAUAUAUGUAGCUGAGUUGCCAUUAAUGAAAAGAAAUAAUAAAUGGUUAAUCUCAUUGCAUUCCCAUUUACUAGAAGCUGCAAAAAGCACAAAUAGCUUUCAAAAGUGUUCGUGCCUUAGUCCUAUA